AAUUCGUAUACAACUGCAUCGGCCGAUGUUGCACUCUAAGCAUAACUGAAGUUUAUCCAUGUAAUUUGAAUGUUAUCAUUCGGGCACCUCACACCAGCGCCCUCAACAAUCCUCUCUGACUGAAAGUUAUUUGUGGAAGUUGGCUCUGGCAUGAAAUGUGACUUUGAAUGGAAACUCCCUCUUUUUGGAUUUGAGUUUUUGCACGCUUUGCGAGUUUGCAGACAGAUGAGCGACGCCUGUUAAGACAGGAACUUUUGAUCAGAGUUGGAUUUAAGAUACAUCGAGAAUGCGUGACCGGACCAAAGAACUGGGCAAUACUGCUGGUGAUGCCUCGGACGAAGAUGACGAAAACAAGGCUCUUAUGAUAAAGCCUGGAUCUGGGAGCUCAGCAAAUGAAGAGAAAGAAAAUGAGUCUUUCUUCAGAAAGGUUCAGGAGAUUCGAGAGGGGCUUGAAACUAUUAAGAAGAAGGUGUCGGAAUUGGAGAACAAACAGAAAACAGUGUUAGGAGUUGCACUUCCUGAGGACACUAUGAAAAAGGAACUUCAGUCCCUCAGAGAAGACAUCAAAGUCAUGGCCAGCCAGAUCCAAAAGAAGUUAAAAGGCAUCGAACCUAAGAAAGCUGAAGGUGAAGACAAAUAUAUUCCAAUAAACGUAAGAAUGCGUCGAACUCAGCAUGGUGUUCUGUCCCGUGAAUUUCUGGAAUUGAUGGGUCACUGUAAUACAAUUCAAUCCCAAUACAGAGACCGAAAUGUGGAGAGGAUACAAAGACAACUCAAAAUCACUGGUAACAAUGUCACAGAUGAGGAGCUGGAAUCAAUGCUUGAGAGUGGACAAACAGACGUUUUCACACAAAAUAUUUUGAAUGAUGCUAAAGCUACCAGGCAGGCUCUGAACGAGAUUGAGUCGAGGCAUGAUGAGAUCAUCAAACUGGAGAGAAGCAUCAAAGAACUACAUGAUAUGUUUCAGUACCUUGCAAUGGAGGUGGAAGCACAGGGUGAGAUGGUGGACCGCAUUGAGGAGAACAUUAAGAGUUCCCAUAACUAUGUGGAAAAGGCCGUUAGGGAGACGGACGAUGCUGUAAAAACUUCAAAAAAAGUGUGCAAGAAAAAGAUAUGGAUUGCAAUAUGCAUUGCUAUUUUAAUUGUAAUAAUAGUUAUUAUCCUGGCUACCUCUUUGAGAUGAGUGUUUUCCUUUAUUAGACUUCUUUGCCCACCAAGCACUGGGUUUUCCUUCCUAAACUUCUUCCUGAAGUCCCCAAUGCAAAGAACAUGGCCAUGCGUACACAUGACCAUUAUUAGUGUCCCAUCUCUAGCUACAUGUAUUUACAUUUUAAAGUGUUAAUUAGUUGUUUUAGCUGCUUUGACCUACAAAGGAUUUGAUUUCAGACUCCUGAAAAUGUGUCAGUGGCACCACUUGGUUAUAAAAAGUGAAAUGGUAAAAACUGUUUGAAUUAACUGAUUACUGGAUUGACUGGAUUUCCAAGAUGGUGGGCUUAAUUUGCAGAAACCAACACUUAAACAUGGUCAUAUAG
Molecule: messenger RNA, 1532 nt
Organism: Rhinichthys klamathensis goyatoka
Lineage: Eukaryota; Metazoa; Chordata; Actinopteri; Cypriniformes; Leuciscidae
Gene: stx4
Product: syntaxin 4
Exons: 12
Coding region: 287-1183 (298 amino acids)
Biological process (GO): exocytosis; intracellular protein transport; vesicle fusion
Cellular component (GO): plasma membrane; endomembrane system; SNARE complex
Molecular function (GO): SNARE binding; SNAP receptor activity
Source: RefSeq, a predicted model, not a curated record